Striga asiatica is the source of this 330-nucleotide messenger RNA. The record is from the annotation of a GenBank genome assembly. NCBI's taxonomy places the organism in Eukaryota, Viridiplantae, Streptophyta, Magnoliopsida, Lamiales, Orobanchaceae.
AUGGGCCAAAAAUGUGAGCCAACGAGGAGACCCCAUUUGCUUUCAACUGCUCAAAAAGAAGCUCCACCUCUGUAUCAAAGCUAUCUUAUAUGGCAGAAAAAUCAAAUGGGCGCCUGUGGAGAGCCUGGAGAGGCUCGGGGUGCAAACGGUUGUCCGAGCCUACGUGGAGUGGUGAGGACUGAGGCUCGAAAGGACAGAAUAAUAGUCCACGUGGCUGCUCAGGGUCUCUUCGCCUUUUCACCGAUAUUUGGACUUAUGGGGAUAUUGGCAAUGACUAUUCAUGAGUAUGCUCUACCUGCAUCUAUUUAUGAAGGAUUUAAUUGUCAGUAA